AUGCCCGGGUUACAGAACACUCCUAUGGUAACGAUGCACCAGGGCAGAAGAUGUGCAAAAUGUGGAGAACCAGUGCUGGAGCCAAAAGAACAAGGUGUUGUGUUGGGGUGUCAGUGUUACCGUUCAGAUUUCGGGGGUCAUGGAUCGCUGGGCCACGGCGAUAAAGAAGGGCCGAACAGUAAAGCCCACUGGACGGCGGGUCGACUGGGGGACAUCGACUUUACUGGUUCCAGCAAGACCAGAGGGAAGUUCGCCAGGGUCCACUGUUCCACAGAGCCGGACCUGCUCUACAGGCUGCUGACUGAGCAGUGGGGUCUCGCUCCUCCACACCUGGUGGUGGGGCUGGUGGGAGGAGAUGAGGUGGCCCAGAUGAAGCCCUGGCUCAGAGACACCGUGAGGAAAGGCUUGGUGAAGGCAGCAGAGAGUACAGGAGCCUGGAUCCUGACCAGUGGUCUGCGGUUUGGCAUCACCAAGCACCUUGGCCAGGCCGUACGGGACCACUCUUUGGCCAGCACCAACUCGAAGGUGCGCGUGGUGGCCAUCGGGAUCGCACCCUGGACCCAGAUUCACAACCGGGAAAUGCUGCUCAACAGCAAGCCCGAUCAGCCGGCCUCCUACCCCUCGGAGGACCUCCCUCACGGUGACGUGUACUCUCUGGACUCCAACCACUCCCAUUUCAUCCUGGUGGACGAGGACCCGCAGAGGCCCGGCACCACCAGCGAAAUGCGCGUCAAGCUGCUCAAACACAUCUCCCUGCAGCGCACCGGCCACGGAGGGCCCGGGAGCUUUGCAAUCCCCGUCCUGUGUUUGCUGGUUCACGGCGAGCCGAGGAUCCUGCAGAGGAUGUUAAAGACCAUCCAGAACUCGACCCCCUGGCUGAUUCUGGCCGGCUCGGGGGGCGUCGCCGACAUUCUGGUUACGCUGAUCAACAAAGCGUGUUGGAACAGCGAGGUCGUUCUGGAGCUGCUGGACGAAACGUUUCCAAACGGCCAGAGCAACGAGAACGCCACCUGGGUCAAGAUGAUUCAGAGGAUUAUGGAUAACGGACACCUACUGACGGUGCACGACCCAGAACAGGAGACGUCAGACCUGGACACUGUUAUCCUCAAAGCCCUGGUCAAAGCCAAUAAAAGUCAGAGUCAGGAGGGACAGGACUUCCUGGACGAGCUGAAACUGGCUGUGGCCUGGAACAGAGUGGACAUCGCAAAGAGCGAAAUCUUCAAUGGAGAUGUGGAGUGGACGGCGGAGGACCUGGAGGAGGUCAUGAUGGACGCGCUGGCCAAAGACAAGCCGGAUUUCGUGCGUCUCUUCGUGGAUAACGGGGUGAACCUGGGCGAGUUCAUGACCUACGGCCGUCUGCAGGAGCUCUACUGCUCGGUCCGGGAGAAGAGCCUGCUGUACGAGCUCCUCCUGAAGAAGCACAACGAGAAACAGGCUCUGCUCCACAAGGCUCGGUUAAAGGGCCACGCCCCGGCCGAGGUGGGGGACAAACGGCCCCGCUUCACCCUGAUCGAGGUCUCCAGGGUCCUGAAGGACUUUCUGCACGACUCCUGUAAAGGGUUUUAUCAGAAACUCCCGGUGGAGAGGGUGGGCAAGGGUCGACUCUUCCACGCCCAGAAGGACCUGGUGGAUCUGGAGCAGGUUUGUGAGCACCCCUGGCGAGACCUCUUCCUCUGGGCCGUCCUGCAGAACAGACAGACGAUGGCCAACUACUUCUGGGCCAUGGGCCCGGAGGCGGUGGCUGCAGCUCUGGUCGGCUGUAAAAUCCUGAAGGAAAUGGCUCAUCUAGAGAAAGAGGCCGAGAACGCUCGCAGCAUGAAGGAAGCCAAGUACGAGCAGUUCGCUUUGGAUCUGUUCAGCGAGUGCUACUCCAACAGUGAGGACCGAGCGUACGCUUUCGUGGUGAGGAAGACCAGCUGCUGGAGCAAGAGUACCGUCCUCAAUCUGGCCGCAGAGGCGGAUGCCAAAAGUUUCUUCGCCCAUGAUGGAGUCCAGGCCUUGCUCACAAAGAUCUGGUGGGGAUCCAUGACCACAGAUACCAAAAUCUCCAGACUGCUCCUGUCCUUCUUCUGUCCACCUCUGAUCUGGACCAAUCUGAUUAAAUUCAGUGACGAGGCGUCGGAGGAUAAAGGAGGAGGAGAACAGUUCGCUGAGCUCGACAGUUUGGAAACGGAGAAAGCCCUGCUGCUGACCGAGGAGGACCCCAAUGACGUGGAGGCCGCGGGCACUCCGGCCGUUCAGGGCAUGGCCCAGUUCCUCCUGCGCCGCUGGAAGCGUUUCUGGAGCGCCCCGGUGACCGUGUUCCUGGGGAACCUCCUCAUGUACUUCGCCUUCCUAUUCCUGUUCACCUACGUGCUGCUGCUGGACUUCCGCCCGCCCCCUCCGGACGGCCCGUCUAUCGCCGAGAUCAUCCUGUACUUCUGGGUCUUCACGCUGGUGCUGGAGGAGAUCAGACAGAGUUUCUUUACAGACGAAGACAUGAGCAUCCUGAAGAAGUUUAAGCUCUACGUAGAGGAUAACUGGAACAAGUGUGACAUGGUGGCCAUCAUUCUCUUCGUCAUCGGAUUGUCUUGCAGGAUGGUGGAGGAGACGUACGAGGCUGGACGUACAGUCCUGGCGAUGGACUUCAUGAUUUUCACUUUGAGGCUCAUCCACAUAUUCGCCAUCCACAAACAGCUCGGGCCCAAGAUCAUCAUCGUGGAGAGAAUGAUAAAGGACGUCUUCUUCUUCUUGUUCUUCCUGAGCGUGUGGCUCAUAGCGUACGGAGUGGCCACUCAGGCUCUGCUGCACCCCAACGACCCCCGUCUGGACUGGGUGUUCCGCAGGGUGCUCUACCGCCCCUACCUGCACAUAUUCGGACAGAUCCCGCUGGAGGAGAUCGACGCUGCUAAAAUGCCAAAUGAUAACUGCACCAUGGAUGUGCACGAGAUGAUUGCAGGAACUCUACCCCCCUGCCCAAACAUCUACGCCAACUGGCUGGUCAUCCUGCUGCUGGUCAUCUACUUACUGGUCACCAACGUUCUCCUGCUCAACCUGCUCAUCGCCAUGUUCAGCUACACCUUCCAGGUGGUUCAGGGGAACACGGAUAUUUUCUCCAAGUUCCAGCGCUACAACAUGAUCGUAGAGUACUACAGCCGGCCCGCACUGGCACCACCUCUCAUCAUCAUCAACCACGUCUCUCAGCUCGUCCUCUCCCUCUUCAAAAAAUCAGAAGCUAAAAUCGAGUACCUGGAGAGAGAGCUACCACCCGGGCUGGACGAGAAGCUGAUGACCUGGGAAACUAUGCAGAAGGAAAAUUAUCUGGCCAAACUGGAGAAACUUCAUCAGGAGAGCAGCGAGGAGCGACUCAAGAGCACGUCGUCCAAGGUGCAGAGCUUGCUGAUGAGUGUGGCACGACUUAAAGAGCAGGAGAAGCGCAUGGCGAUCGUGGAGACCGAGGUGAAAUAUUGUGGAGAGGUUCUGUCCUGGAUGGCCGAGUGCUUUAAAAGGAGCACGCUGAGGUGUGACCGAGAGGCUCCCAAAAGUCCACGUACCCAGGCCAGUGCUGCAGCUGCCUCGAACCCGAAAAAGUAAAGAGUAAACAUGAUGACGAGCUGGAGCGGGGAGCCUUACGCUGAUCCAGGCCGAUAGCACCUCAUUCUGUUUGUGUUAAUCCAAAUAAAACUAAACUAGCCAAAAUGUUUGAACUAAAAAUGUGUGAGAUUUUUGUUUUAUGUGUCGUUUGUUGUUGUUGUUUUUUUUUCUAUAUUGUGUUUAUUUAAAUCAUUUUAAGCUUCUAAU
Molecule: messenger RNA, 3780 nt
Organism: Trichomycterus rosablanca
Lineage: Eukaryota; Metazoa; Chordata; Actinopteri; Siluriformes; Trichomycteridae
Gene: trpm5
Product: transient receptor potential cation channel, subfamily M, member 5
Exons: 26
Coding region: 1-3573 (1190 amino acids)
Biological process (GO): calcium ion transmembrane transport
Cellular component (GO): plasma membrane
Molecular function (GO): calcium-activated cation channel activity; ligand-gated calcium channel activity
Source: RefSeq, a predicted model, not a curated record